This is a messenger RNA of Styela clava, 1947 nucleotides long. NCBI's taxonomy places the organism in Eukaryota, Metazoa, Chordata, Ascidiacea, Stolidobranchia, Styelidae. The record is from RefSeq and is a predicted model, not a curated record.
AAAGUAUAAUCAUUUAUGUACGAAUAUCUUUCACUGUUGAAACUGAAUUCCUUGAUUGGUUGUUCAGCAAUCGAUUAUUGUGCUGAUAGUCCAUGUGGAAAUGGUGAAUGUCUGUUGGAAGGAGCAAGUUUCAGAUGUGCAUCUACGCUGGAUACAAGGGGGAAUACAUGUGAAGACGAAAUUGACUUCUGUGUCCCGAAUCCGUGUGUUCAUGGGAGUUGUACAAAUUUACUCACUGGAUAUAAAUGCAACUUGCCAAUGUUGCGUUACAGUGGCGACAAUUGUGAUGAAAUGAUUAACUACUGUGAUCCGAAUCCAUGUAAGAACGGUGAUUGUAUACAAGAAUUGGGUGGAUUUAAAUGUGAUUGUGGAAAGCUUGGAUUAACGGGAACAUUUUUGCGAAGAAGUGGACUUUUGCAACCGAACCCUUGCCUAAAUGGCGAAUGCCAAAAAAAGCAAACUGGAGUGGGAUAUCAAUGUGUUUGUGAGAAGGAUAUUCGGGGAAAGACUGUGAUACAAAAAUUGAAGUUGAUCCAUGUGACGCCUUCUCCAUGUCAGAACGGAGGUACCUGUGUGUCAGUAUACUCAAAAUACUGGUGUGUGUGCAAAAUCGGGUAUCGCGGUACCAACUGUGAAUCAACAGAAGAUUGGAAUGUUUACAGCGAAUGUACGAAAACCUGCGGUGGUGGAAGCAGAUAUAAGGUGGCGAAAUGUGAAGCAGAUGACAUAAAAAUAUGUCCCCGUAUUUACGAACCUUGCAAUCAGCAUUCUUGCGAUGAAGUACCUUGUGCAUUCAUACCCGGCAUGGCGUACAGAUAUAAAAGUACCACGGAAUGUUGUUCUGUGCCUUCCGGAAAAAGAGUUUGUGGUCAAACAGGAUCUGCUGAAAUUACUCGACGUAUCAUAGGCGGAAUCUUGGCGGAUCAUGGACAAUGGCCGUGGGCGGUACUGCUACAUAUUGCUUCUUCGCGAUAUUCGAAUUCUACCUGCGGAGCUACUUUAAUUCAUGAACAAUGGGCAGUCACUGCAGCGCACUGUAUGGAAGAAAUUGCCGCUAGCGCAAUUACAGCCAUUAUGGGGACAACAAAUCCGUCUAAGCAUCAUUUGAGCAUGCAAGCAAGAAAAAUUAAAAGAAUCAUCGUUCACAAAGACUAUUCAUUUCCAACUGCAGACAUCGCCCUCAUUCAGUUUGAUUCACCAGUUCCAAUAGGAGAAUUCAUCAAUCCUAUUUGCCUGCCAAAUGGCGAAGUUACGGAUGACGACAAGCUAUGUCGAGCAGCCGGCUGGGGCGUUGCGCGAGUGCAAGAUAUUAUCUCAGGAAUACCCUCUGACGAUUUAAUGGAAGUUGGUUUGAAAAAGUUGAAUUUGAAAGUUUGUAUGUCUGGAUAUGCUGGGUCAACGACUGGUCAAUAUAUUAAUUCCAAAAUGCUGUGUGCUGGAAGCAUCACCGGUAUGGUUGAUACCUGCAUGGGCGACAGUGGCGGUCCACUUAUGUGUCAGAGAUGCGGUGGGUGUUCGUGGUAUUUAUCAGGAAUUACGUCAUUUGGCGCCAGGCACUGUGGAUCUCCAAACAAACCGGGAGUGUAUACUGAUGUGUUGCAGUAUGAAAAGUGGAUUCGUAGCUUUGUGCCGCUGGCAGAACCCGCUGAAAAAUUCAAGUGCAGCAAAUAGUCAGAAAUGCAAAUCUCAAUUUAAUCAUUCUGAGGCUGUGAAUGGCAUCAUCUGCAUAACUUUUUGGGUGAAAAUGAACCUCCAGUUCCAUACUUAUCGCUUGCACAUUUCCGAUAUCUUCGCCCAGUCUUAAGCAUCGAAUUGCAUUUAUACCAAACGCAAGUAUCAUUUUCUGGUAUUGGUUAUAUUUACAUUUAGUGAUAUAAUAGAUUUUAUCAAAAUAUUAUGCAGCGUGAAUAUCUAUAGAGGAAAUAAAAUGCUCAUAUUUUACCGCGA